AUGCCUGUGAAGAAACAGGCGAAUCCAGGGCCCCCGCCGCUCGGCGCGGGGGCGGCGGUGUCGAAGCUGUCGAUGAUGACUCCUUGGGAUACGGAUUCGUCAGAAGAGCGGUCGACCGUGAGACCCCAGCCCGCGGCUUCGCGUGAACUUCCUGCGAGUUCCAAAGACGCAGGUCCAAAGCCUAAGGGUCCUCCGCCGGUUCCACCUCCGCUCCCAGUUCCUCUCCCGUCGAAAGAUGCCCUAGCUCCUGAGCCUUCGCCGCUUGCCGAGAGGGCGGCCUCCCGUGCCAUGAACGCCGUGAUCGACCCCGGCUUGGACGACGCACCUGUGGAGUCGAAGAAGUCGUCUGCGAUCCGGAAACUCGUGAGUGGAGUUGCUCGUCUCGGUUCUAAGGUCUCUUCGCAGACCUCCGCGUCGAUGCCGGUCGCCGGACAGCCAGAGAAGCAAAGUCCCAGCACGAAGGCCAUUCCGAAGGACAACCUGAAGAACGUGAGUUCGAGCCUGUCGGGGAGCAAGCUGUCGGCCAUCGACGAGGGUUCCGCGGUUUCUCUGGGCGACGUUCCCGUCAACGCUGGAGAGGGCUCUGGCGCGGGACCUGCCGCUCGGCCGCCUGCGAAAGAGCCGGCGUUGGCGUCGAAAGCCUCGCUCAAACAAACUGCGCCAAAGACGUCCCAGGCACCGAAGGCGAAGAAGCCGCCUCAGCCUCCUCCAGGCCCCGAAGUCCUGACUCCAGGGUCAGGCGGCAGCGACGCAGCGAAGGCGAGGAUCUUGGCUGCUGCGCUGGCUGAGCUCGGGCCGGUCUCGGCAGAAAGGUCGAAAGCCAGCAGCCGCUCUGUCGGUUCGAACUCCACAGGGCGCACCGCGAACGCGGCGGAGAAAGCGGCGAUGCGCAGCGAAAUGCGGUCCGCUCCCGCCAAGUCUUCGCUCUUCAACUUCGACAAAGACGAGGGCGAGAAGAUGGAGAAGAUGCUGCAGCUCGCGGAGAAGGCGGUCGCGGCGAAGAAGAGCAAGGAGAAGGGCGACUCGGACGAGAAGCGCGGAAAGGCCGAACGGGACUGGCUGAAAAAGCUAGAAAAGGAGAAAGACAAGCUCGCGAGGGAGCUGUCGGACGCGAGACGGUCGGCAGAGGUCGAGAGGAACGAGAUGCGUAGAGAAAUCGCGGCUCGCGAGAACUCCCUCAAUAUGGAGAGCGCUGCGCGACUCCGCGAAAUCCAGAAACGAGUCAGCAACAUCGAAGCCUACUACCGAUCUAAGUUAGAAGCCCAGGUCGAGGAGAAGAGAGCGGCGAACCAAGCGCGCGAGAGACUCGAACGGGAAGUCGCAAGCCUGCGGGAGCAGCACAAACGCGACAUCGCUGAAACCAGCCGAGUUCGCGAACGUGAGGCCGCGAAAAGCGAACAUAAACUCCAGUCAAUGACCGAGACGAUUCAGUCGCUGACCACUUCGGUAGCGCAACUCCAGGAAAUCAGCGACGUGUCGCGGUCGGCGCUCCAGGCCAUGGAGGAGAGGAACAAGCUGGCCGCCGCAAAGAUUGAAAUCAUGAGCAAGAAGGAGGCGGACCGCGAAAAAGAAAUGCGCAAACUCAUGCCCACUCGGGAAGCGAAGCGCCUGGCCUUUCGGGCGCUGCAGAAGGGACGCGCCGUAGAAAUGAUUUUUCACAUCCUCGCGCAUGCGAACAACGCCGUCCUCGACAAGGCCUGGGCCCUCGCCAAGAUGACAGAAGUCCUCGGGGGAAGCUCUUCGAGUCUCGUCUACGGCAGAGGUCGAGAUCCAGUCGAGGACCGCCUCAUGCAAUUCAGAAAGGAACAAAUGUUCCUAAUGACUGAAAACGAACGACUCAUGAACGAGGUUUCUCGGCUGCAAGAGGUUGUCGCAAAAAACAAAGGCAUCUCCCUAGCAGCGGAUGCGCAAGAACAAUCAAGGUUGCUCGAACAGAUCGUCGGCGAGCCGAACCGCCGAGUGUCAGCGACACGCUGGCUCUUCUCCGUCGUCCAGAAUGUGUUGCAGCGGCGGCUGUUUCUUGGUUUCACUGCGCUCAAGGACGUGAUGGCCGAAGACAAACGCGACGACGCCGUCCGAUCACUGCAAGAUCGAUUCAACGAAAUGCGUGUCACCGCCUACCAAGACAUGAUGAGGAAGAUGGCGAUGACGAGAUUGUUAUGCAUUAUCAAGAAUCUUUGGACUAAAGCGGCAUUCCGGUUCUUCCUUCCUUUGUUGACGAAUGCGGCGGUCAGACGAGCGACGCAACAAGAUGAGAGGCAGUUUCUACAGAACGGCCCAGGCGGAGUUUUUGCCGUUGAUGGCUCUUCUUUUCGAGUGGCUUCAGGAGAGCUGCAAAGGGUUCCCCUGUUUCAAGGAUCCAAGACUGCGGCAGGCCAGUUCCUACCUCCACCUACGUACAAAGACCAGUCGUUUCUCCCCACAAAUGCGCCGGUUGCAAUACAGCCGCACUACUACGGGCAGCUACCAUCGGUGCAGAGGAAAAGAGCACAAAACAUGUUUAUUCCCGUUCGAGAGAGCCCUCCCUUACCGACGGGAUAUCUCGGGCAGGCAGGCUACAUGGAUGGGCAGAUGACAGUGGGUGUGCCCCUUAGUGACGUUAAAGGGUCGCAUGCCCCGCCGUUCCCUACCCCGCUCGGCACUCGCCUUGACGCGGUGGCUAAGAACAUCCCACCGGAUCCGUAUUCAUCGGAGCCUGCACGUGAAAAGGUCGACGAGGUAGCAGGAACGUUCAGGAUGCGCACAGCGCAACAGGGUGUCCAGAAGAGACUCUGGGCUGAUCAAGACACAAAGGGGAGUCCUGGAAGAGUUGGCAGAGCCGUGAGCCGAUUAGUCAGCUGA
Toxoplasma gondii ME49 is the source of this 2841-nucleotide messenger RNA. RefSeq lists its product as hypothetical. The transcript has 6 exons. The record is from RefSeq and is a predicted model, not a curated record. Lineage: Eukaryota; Apicomplexa; Conoidasida; Eucoccidiorida; Sarcocystidae. Bases 1 to 2841 code for a protein of 946 amino acids.